Molecule: messenger RNA, 1275 nt
Organism: Ochlerotatus camptorhynchus
Lineage: Eukaryota; Metazoa; Arthropoda; Insecta; Diptera; Culicidae
Gene: Sce
Product: E3 ubiquitin-protein ligase Sce
Exons: 1
Coding region: 28-1077 (349 amino acids)
Cellular component (GO): PcG protein complex; ubiquitin ligase complex
Molecular function (GO): chromatin binding; ubiquitin protein ligase activity
Source: RefSeq, a predicted model, not a curated record
UGUGAAAGGUAAAUAAGUAGAGUGAAAAUGGCGUCUUUGGAACCGCUUCAGAAUAAAACUUGGGAUUUAUCCUUGUACGAGCUGCAUCGUACGCCACAGGAUGCUAUUACGGAUAAUACGGAGAUUGCUGUUUCACCCCGUAGCUUGCACAGUGAGUUGAUGUGUCCCAUAUGCUUGGAUAUGCUGAAGAAAACGAUGACAACAAAGGAGUGUUUGCAUCGUUUCUGUUCCGACUGCAUCAUCACAGCUCUCAGGUCUGGUAAUAAGGAAUGCCCUACUUGCCGAAAAAAACUCGUUUCAAAACGUUCAUUACGUCCUGAUCCCAACUUUGAUCUUCUGAUAUCAAAAAUCUAUCCCAGUAGGGAUGAGUAUGAGGCGCACCAGGAGAGAGUUUUGGCCAAGUUCAAUCAAAGUCAUUCACAACAAGCACUUGUGCAUUCUAUUAACGAGGGCAUUAAAUUGCAGUCACAAAAUAGACCAAAUCGUAAGCAGAAAAGUGAAAAUGAUUUGACCGCAGUUGCAGCAGCAGCAACAAACGCGUCUACACCUGCAGCUUCCUCGUCUGUGAAUCCCACACCAAACGUUACAAAUAGUAACGGGAAUGUUGCGGUUGCGGUCGCAGUCGCGGUUGCGGACACUAUAAAUCGCGAAGGAUCUUCCAAUAGCCAAGCCGGGGAAUCUGUGCCUCAGUCUUCGAAUCCUCCAUCGGUGAGAAGUACACCAUCGCCGGUGCCUUCAAAUGUAAGUUCGGCGAGCAAAGCCAAGCGCGCCCGGUCGGUUCUCACUUCUGAAAAGUCAGAGGAAUCUGAAAGCAACAGCGAGAUGGAUGGAAGAACUGAGGAAAAUGAUUCCAAUUUGGACACCGAGGGAGAAGGCAAUUCCGAGCAUGGUAGUGACGAAAUUGAACUCGUAUUUAAGCCACAUCCAACUGAAAUGGCUGGAGACAAUCCGUUGUUGAAGGCGCUCAAGGAAAACUCGGUCCGCUAUAUCAAAACCACUUCGAAUGCUACAGGUAAUUCUUCUGGGCAAACGGAAAGAUUGAAAUUUCCCUUCUCGAUAUGGGAUUUUAUGCGCUAGGGACUAUAUUCUGGCAAACGAUCUAAUUUCAAGCUUUUUUGUAAAGUGAUUACAUUUUGCUGUCAAAAUAUCUAGGAUGAAUGUUUAUAUAUGUAACAGAAUUAGGUAGUAGUUUAUACAAAAUUAUGCGAAACAAUUUUUCUAUGUCUAUGACUCAAACCUUUCCAUGGACAUGUUUAUUAAAGGUGCUUAAAACUC